This is a messenger RNA of Culicoides brevitarsis, 3538 nucleotides long. RefSeq names its product 2-oxoglutarate dehydrogenase complex component E1 (gene Nc73EF). Gene Ontology annotation, molecular function: thiamine pyrophosphate binding; oxoglutarate dehydrogenase (succinyl-transferring) activity. Gene Ontology annotation, biological process: tricarboxylic acid cycle. Gene Ontology annotation, cellular component: oxoglutarate dehydrogenase complex; mitochondrion. The transcript is spliced from 11 exons. The record is from RefSeq and is a predicted model, not a curated record. Lineage: Eukaryota; Metazoa; Arthropoda; Insecta; Diptera; Ceratopogonidae. The coding region runs from base 220 to 3474 and encodes 1084 amino acids.
UUUCUCAGUUGUGUUUGAACAUUCGGCGCGACAACAUUCGCAGCAAAAGUCGUCGCGUAGCUCGCGUAAUCAAGAAAAAAUUCGAUUUUUUGGCAAAUUUUUGUACUUUUUCCGUUUUUCGAACGACUCCAAGUCGUAAAGUACCAAAAAUCUUCGACGAAAUUAAGCAAAACCGAGUGACAUCCACAAUUUUUAAAGCAAAAAGUAUUAAGAGACACGAUGCAUAGAGCAAAGGCAGCAAUUAGCGUCAUUGCGCCCGUGGGCCAACAAAAUUUCGGUGCAUGGCUUCUGCGGGGCAGCAACAAGUCAAAGUUGACAAAUGAACUGGUCGCUGCGUCAUCCGUCAAGUUGUACAAUUCGACGGCAGCAGAGCCUUUUCUUAAUGGAAGCAGCUCAGCGUAUGUCGAGGAGAUGUACAAUGCCUGGUUGAAGGAUCCGACAUCCGUUCAUGCGUCAUGGGACGCCUAUUUCCGCAACAACUCGUACUCGGCACCCCCAUCGUUGGCUCCCCUGCCGAAAAAUCACGUUCCUGCGUCACAAUAUUUGGGCGCCUCGUUGCCUUCCGCUCCCAUGGGCGGCGCCGUUGGAGGUCGCAUCGACGACAAACUCAUCGACGAUCAUUUGGCAGUGCAAGCUAUCAUUCGUAGCUACCAGUCACGUGGUCAUUUAACAGCCGAUUACGAUCCAUUGGGUAUUGUUAAUGUUGACAAACAAGUUGGUCCAGAUGGGAUUGCACGACGUGCUAAUGAAAAAGUUACACGAACUUACAUGCAAUUCGAGGAAGCUGACAUGGAUCGCGUUUUCAAGCUCCCAAGCACGACAUACAUCGGCGGCAAGGAGAAAUUCCUUCCGUUGCGCGAAAUUUUGAACCGUCUCGAGAACACGUACUGCAACAAAAUCGGCGUGGAAUUCAUGUUUAUCAACUCUUUGGAGCAGUGCAACUGGAUUCGUCAGAAAUUCGAGUCCCCGAAUUCGAUGAAGUUCACAAAUGAGGAAAAGAGAUUGUUACUUGCGCGUUUGACGCGUGCCCAUGGAUUCGAAGCUUUCUUGGCAAAGAAAUUCUCGUCGGAAAAACGUUUUGGUCUCGAAGGAUGCGAAAUUUUGAUUCCCGCCAUGAAGGAAGUUAUCGAUGUGUCGACCAGACUUGGAGUUGAAUCGAUUGUCAUGGGAAUGCCGCAUCGUGGAAGGUUGAAUGUGCUUGCGAACGUUUGCCGUAAGCCGUUGCAUCAAAUUUUCACACAAUUUGCCGGACUUGAAGCUGCUGAUGAUGGUUCUGGUGAUGUCAAAUAUCACUUGGGCACAUACAUCGAGCGCUUGAAUCGCGUCACAAACAAAAACAUUCGUCUCGCUGUCGUCGCCAACCCGUCUCACUUGGAAGCCUGCGAUCCCAUCGUACAAGGCAAAACGCGUGCCGAGCAAUUCUACCGCGGCGACAACGAAGGCAAGAAAGUAAUGUCCGUUUUGUUGCACGGCGACGCCGCUUUCUCCGGUCAAGGUGUCGUUUUCGAGACAAUGCACUUGUCCGAGCUGCCCGAUUACACGACGCACGGCACAAUUCACAUCAUCGUCAACAACCAAAUUGGCUUCACCACAGAUCCGCGUCAUUCUCGUUCCUCCCCUUACUGCACGGAUGUCGCUCGUGUCGUAAAUGCUCCCAUUUUCCACGUGAACUCUGACGACCCGGAAGCUGUGAUGCACGUUUGUCGCGUCGCUGCUGAAUGGCGCGCUACUUUCCACAAAGAUGUUGUCAUCGAUUUAGUGAGUUAUCGUCGCAACGGCCAUAAUGAGAUUGACGAGCCGAUGUUCACGCAACCUUUGAUGUAUAAGAGGAUUAAACAGACGAAACCGUGCUUGGAAUUGUACUCGAACAAGUUGAUCACGGAAGGAUGUGUGACAGCGGAUGAAGUGAAGGAUGUCAAGGACAAAUAUGACAAAAUUUGCGACGAGGCGUUCGAACAGGCGAAAACUGAGACACAUAUCAAGUACAAGGAUUGGUUGGAUUCGCCCUGGUCUGGUUUCUUCGAAGGCAAGGAUCCCUUGAAAGUUUUGCCGACGGGCGUUAUUGAGGAAACUUUGGUCCAUAUUGGCAAUCGUUUCUCGUCCCCGCCCCCAAAUGCCGCCGAAUUCGUCAUUCACAAGGGUUUGAUGCGUAUUUUGGCCGCUCGCAAGGAGAUGGUUGAAGCUCGUGUCGCCGAUUGGGCCAUGGCAGAAGCUUUCGCUUUCGGUUCUUUGCUUAAAGAAGGCAUCCAUGUACGUCUCUCGGGUCAAGAUGUCGAACGUGGCACUUUCUCCCAUCGUCAUCACGUCUUGCACCAUCAAACUGUCGACAAAGCUACUUAUCGCCCCUUGUGUCAUUUGUACCCCGAUCAAGCUCCCUACACCGUUUGCAACAGUUCCUUGUCCGAAUACGGCGUACUUGGCUUCGAACUCGGAUAUUCCAUGACAAACCCGAAUGCCUUGGUUUGUUGGGAAGCCCAAUUCGGUGACUUUAACAACACGGCGCAAUGUAUCACCGAUCAAUUUAUCUCCUCGGGACAGGCGAAAUGGGUGCGUCAAAGCGGUUUGGUAAUGCUUAACCCACACGGAAUGGAAGGUAUGGGACCCGAACACUCCUCGGCACGUCUCGAACGUUUCUUGCAAAUGUCCUCAGAUGAUCCAGAUUAUUAUCCUCCUGAAUCGGAUGAAUUUGCGAUCAGACAAUUGCAUGAUAUUAACUGGAUUGUGGCGAAUUGCACGACGCCCGCGAACUAUUUCCAUAUCUUGCGACGACAAAUUGCUUUGCCUUUCCGUAAACCCUUGAUUUUGAUGACGCCAAAGUCGUUGUUGCGUCAUCCGGAAGCCAAGAGUCCUUUCUCUGAUAUGACCGAGGGAACGGAAUUCCAAAGAAUGAUUGGCGAAAAGGGAGUUGCUGCUGAAAACCCCGGAUCUGUCAAGAAAUUGAUCUUCUGCAGCGGUCGUGUUUACUAUGACUUGACAAAAGCCCGUGCUGAGCGCAAAUUAGAAAAUGACAUUGCUAUUGCCCGUGUUGAACAAAUCUCUCCCUUCCCAUAUGACUUGGUGAAGAACGAAUGCAACAAGUAUCCCAAUGCCGAAUUGUGCUGGGCACAAGAAGAACACAAGAAUCAAGGCGCUUGGAACUACGUCUUGCCCCGCUUCGAUACCUGUCUCAACUCGUCUCGUGACUUCAGUGUCGUUGGAAAAUCUGACGAAUCCUGGUUAGGAAAGCUUAAGAUUAAAAAGUCGAGUGCCGACAGCCACUUGGUUGAUGAUGGCUCGAAGGGCACUCGAGGUCCCAUCCAGGUGAAGGAUAAUUUCAAUGCUCCGGAUGAUGCGGCGCUUAAGCGUGCACGUGGCUCCGUACGACCAUUUAGCUAUGCUGGUCGUCCAUGCGCUCCAUCUACCGCUACAGGUUCCAAGGCGCAACACAUCAAGGAGUUGAACAACUUGCUCAACGACGCCAUGGAGCUUAAAUAAGAUUUAGACGAUGAUUAUUCACUUUAUGGUUACAUUAAAGAAUAUUUUUUUUAAGUGUAAGAUA